AUGAGGCUUAGAGCGUCCACUGUGACUGCCCUGUCGUCCAUGGACCUCAUACAGGAGGGCGCUAUCGCUCUGCACCUGGCCGCGGAGAGAUACGAUCCCCAGAGAGGCGUGAGGUUCUUCACCUACGCCGACUGGUCGUUGAGGGCGGCCUUCGAAAGGGCGGAGGCGUCUCAAGCGACGACGAUAGCCAUACCGCGGUACGUGUACGUACAGAAGCGGCGCCUCAAGGCAAUACUCGGGCAACACUGUGGGCCCCAGACAAGUCAGGAUCUAGCAACGUCCCUCGGCAUUUCGGAACGCCAGUUGGCCAAGCUUUUGCGGAGGGCGAAGGAUUGCCAAUCUAUGAACAGGGUCCUUGUUUCCAGCGGGGUCGCGCUGGGAGAGAUGAUACCGGGGGCUCAAUCGUGUGAGGACAUUUUGAGACGAUUGGACGCGGAGGCAUCGCUGGUCGGAUUGCUCGGAACCCUCAAACCGCAGGAGGAGGAGGUGAUCGUCCACCGCUACGGGCUGUUCGGCCGAAGAAGAAAGUCUACGCCGGCGGUGGCCGCGGUCAUGGGGGUCAGCCGACAGUACGUCGGGCGCGUUCAUCGGUCCGCGCUUGAAAAGAUGCGAGCGUCUUUCGAAGCAGACCAACAACCAAGGUUUCACCCCAAGACCAUGGGCACCAAUGCCGGCUCCGCCGGCGGCGGCACCGCGUCAACCGCCGUGGCUAGCCGCCACCACCGCUAGGUAGCGCGCUGUCGCGCGCCUGACCCAAUCCUGGAUGAAACGAUCGGAGUUCAAGCUUUGAGGAGGCGUGGUAGUGACGGAACAGAAUAGCGUGUCUACAUUUUCUUAUGUACGCAUGACACGGUGUCGUCAAUAUGUACAGAACACGCCACAGCGCAAGAAACUUUCAUUCUGCGCGCGACCCUCGCGCUGUAUUUGGUCUGAGGGUCAGCCAUGAUAGGUGGUGCGGGCACGGCUCAAGUUCUUAUAUUUCGUGAAUAUCGAUCUCUCAAUUCCCCCGAGGCCAACUUAUUGAGUGUUGGCGCGUGUUGUAUUGGUUGAACAUCAGCUUAAAAGCAACCCUUUUGAUGCUACUUUUCUUGGAAUGCUUGCAUACGAUAUACUUCGAAGUAUUUCUUUUUGUGUAUCGUGGGAUCGAGAGAGAGAUAGAGAUGGAAAGAUAGAAAGAGAGAGAUGAACCAGAGAGAGAGAGGGAGAGAGAGAGGUGUAAAUAUUGUGUGCGUGCUUCGGCGUGGUUUUUAUGUGUGCCAAUGUUUCUGGCGAAGCUUGUUGUCCCACCAGAGCGCUAUUUUUCAUGUGCGAUCGAUAAAUGCGAAUUCUGUUC
Ectocarpus siliculosus is the source of this 1333-nucleotide messenger RNA. Lineage: Eukaryota; Phaeophyceae; Ectocarpales; Ectocarpaceae. The record is from the annotation of a GenBank genome assembly.